This is a messenger RNA of Strongylocentrotus purpuratus (purple sea urchin), 1092 nucleotides long. Its product is annotated as NADH dehydrogenase [ubiquinone] 1 subunit C2. NCBI's taxonomy places the organism in Eukaryota, Metazoa, Echinodermata, Echinoidea, Camarodonta, Strongylocentrotidae. The coding region runs from base 43 to 306 and encodes 87 amino acids. Gene Ontology annotation, biological process: mitochondrial electron transport, NADH to ubiquinone. The transcript is spliced from 3 exons. The record is from RefSeq and is a predicted model, not a curated record. Gene Ontology annotation, cellular component: mitochondrial inner membrane.
ACAAAUUGCAGGGAGGUCAAAAUUUUGAAUAAAUACACAUGGAUGUGCGCUGGGUAUGGACUAGCAUCUUCCUUUGUCAACAAUGGUUUGCUCAGGAGACCGUUUCUUUCAGGUGGACAUAGGCACAUUAUUGCUUCUAUUAUCGGUGGAUCGAUAGGCUACUUCAUUGGUCGAUUUGAAAGCAGAGCCUUGGCAGAGAGAGAGUUUUACAUCGAGGAAUAUGUGAACAGACAUCCAGAAGACUUUUCAAAGGAGACGCCCAAGAAGUUAGGAGAGGUCACACAAAGAUGGUUGCCUGUUCGUUGAAUCACUUCUUCAUCCCUAGAGAGAUCUAUUGUGUGGACAUCAUUGUUUUGUAAAUAACUGUUGAUAUAUGCCAGAUGUAGCAUCUAAUGUGUCUGUGAUGACAAGUUCUUGAGAAAGGAAUAAAAAGAUCAGGCUUUCCUGUCUGUGUGGAUAUGAAUAUCAACAACACCGUGAAUCGUCCUUGGAUUUGGGAUGUUAUACCUUACAGUGUUAAAUGCUCAAAAUGAUGGGCUUUUUGUUGUUAUAAACACAGGUUUUCACAUAUUAAUUCAUUUAAUCAUGAUUGAAUGAACAAUACUAUUAUUGCUUCCUUCUCCAUAGUAGUGAAUCAAAUUUCUUCAACAAUAUUUUGCCCUUUUCUCUCCCUUUAUGGAGUUUGAAAACAAUUCUGUUUCAAACUACUGAUCAUACCAGGAGAAGGCUUAAAGCUACUUCCAUGCGUUGGGAGGUACAUCUUGCCCAAGGGUUUUGAGAAAUUACCAAACAUUUUAACUGAGGAUAUUUAUGUUCUUCUUUUAGAAACAUUGUGAAAUUAAUUCCUUGGAAAGAUAUGAAGAGCUUAAUCUAACUAGAAAAUGAGGCAUUCAAAUCAAAAGUAAACACUAUAAAGUACAUUUUCUAGAGUUGCUCAGAAACUAUGUUGCACAGAAGGGAUUAAGGAGAUAAAUACAUGUAUAUGUAUCUGCUAUGGUUGGUCAGGGAAGAUAAUGUAAUGUCAGAAGAAAAACAUUCAUAUUCUCAAAAAAGACAGCACUGAUAAUUAAAUUUAUUUACUUGAAAAAAUAA